AUGGGCAAGAACACUGCCGGCCCAUCCUCCCGCGGUUCCAGGGGCAGCAGACGUGCUCGAGGGGCCGCCCGCUCAGCCAGGGGCUCGCGGCAGCACAGAGGAUCAUCCACGGCAGAUGGGUAUGUAGACGAAAGGCGGCCGGAGAGCGCUGUGGACGAGGACGGCGAGGAGGACGCUUCCGGCAGCGAUGCGGACGAAGAUGCAGAGGUAGAGAUCAGUGUGCCCGUCGCUAUGUGGGAUUUCGACCACUGCGACCCGCGCCGGUGCUCGGGGAAACGGCUCUCGCGUCUGGGACUGAUGAAGGAACUGAAGGUGGGGCAGCGCUUCCGGGGUAUCGUCGUUUCCCCCAAGGGCACUCAGAUCAUUAGUCCUGCAGACCGAGAUAUCAUCUUGCAGAACGGCGUCGCGGUGGUGGAGUGCUCCUGGGCCAGGCUGGAUGACGUGCCCUUUGGCAAGAUUGCCAGCCCGCACGAACGUCUACUGCCAUAUCUUGUUGCUGCAAAUCCCGUCAAUUAUGGGAAGCCAUGGAAGUUGAACUGCGUCGAAGCCCUUGCUGCUGCGUUCUACAUUACUGGCUUCUCCGCAUACGCAGAUAAACUCCUCAGCAAGUUUGGCUGGGGCUCAUCAUUCUGGGCCAUUAAUGAGUCGUUCUUCCUGCAAUAUGCGACAUGCAAUUCGGCUUCCGAGAUGGACACUACACAACAAAAGGUCAUGCAAGAUUUGGAAGUGGCGUAUCAAGAGUCUAGGGAAACACAAUCGACAGAAUAUGGUGCAGAUCUGCUUGUUGGAAAUCCAAACCAUCGCAGUAUAGGAUCAGACCUUGAAGCACCGUUACUUGAUGCUGCAAAUACAUGA
Postia placenta MAD-698-R-SB12 is the source of this 855-nucleotide messenger RNA. RefSeq lists its product as hypothetical. Gene Ontology annotation, molecular function: rRNA small subunit aminocarboxypropyltransferase activity. Lineage: Eukaryota; Fungi; Basidiomycota; Agaricomycetes; Polyporales; Adustoporiaceae. The transcript has 7 exons. The record is from RefSeq and is a predicted model, not a curated record. Bases 1 to 855 code for a protein of 284 amino acids. Gene Ontology annotation, biological process: maturation of SSU-rRNA.